Messenger RNA from Phalaenopsis equestris, 621 nucleotides. RefSeq lists its product as uncharacterized. The record is from RefSeq and is a predicted model, not a curated record. Bases 1 to 621 code for a protein of 206 amino acids. The transcript has 2 exons. NCBI's taxonomy places the organism in Eukaryota, Viridiplantae, Streptophyta, Magnoliopsida, Asparagales, Orchidaceae.
AUGGCAGUAUAUGAUUUCAACAUGUGUUUUACAUUUGCAUUGGCUGGAUGGGAGGGCAGCGCACAUGAUAGUAGAAUUUUUAAAAUUGCAACGAGAAAUCUGGAGUACAAUUUUCCUCACCCACCGCAUGGGAAGUAUUAUUUGGUGGAUGCUGGCUACCCAAUGCAGAGGGGGUACCUUAAACCUUAUCCUGACACAACGUAUCAUAUUCCAGAUUUUCAGAGAGCCAGCAAUCAUACAAGAAAUAGAAAAGAGGUCUUUAAUAAAAGACAUUCAUCCUUGCGAGGCGUAAUUGAGAGGACUUUCCGAGUUUGGAAGAAAAAAUGGGUCAUACUUCGAGAUAUGCCACCUUAUUUCCGAAACAGGUGCGUGCAUAUAGUGUUAGCCACUAUGGCCCUUAAUAACUAUAUUAGGCGGCAUCCAACUCGAGCUGAUGUUGAUUUCGAGUGUGUCGAGGUCAAUGACGAGGAAGUGCCAGUCGAAGCUUUUGAAUACCACAUUGACCAAUCUCUAUCACGGAAGGAGAAUGAUAAUGCCUCAAUUUGCAUGAAAGAUGGGGAGGGUGCGAAUGAAAUGGCAGCCCUUCGUGAGGAGAUCACCACCUCAUUAGUUGGAGAGUGA